Moneuplotes crassus is the source of this 1011-nucleotide messenger RNA. NCBI's taxonomy places the organism in Eukaryota, Ciliophora, Spirotrichea, Euplotida, Euplotidae. The record is from the annotation of a GenBank genome assembly.
UUGAAUAGGAAUUAUCCGUGAGUCACGGUCAGUUUCACUUUUAAAUUAAAGAGAUUUUAGAUUUUGCCGACUUUAAAUUUCCUUCAUAGUACAAUCAAAAGAGUCUCUAUGGUACCUUUAUGCUUAUUCGAUAGUCCAAAAGGGCCAGUUAGUAUUGUGGAGUCCUUCUUCUAAAGCUAAGAUCAUGAUAUAUUUCUUGCUGAGCAUGAAGGAGCCAGACAUGUUAUGAGGUGAGAAUAACAGCAAUGAAGAAUUUAUCAGCUUGCAGUCAGUGAACCUUCUUAACCUAACAAGAGUUUACCAGAGAAUAUCAGAGCAAGAGAUAAUUUCCAAAAAGGUUAUAGGUUAAACUUGAUGAAUAAUAAAGUUAGCGGUGAAUUAUGAAUAUUAAUGGUCGUAUUCUGGUCUAAAAUUCCUGGAAAAUUGAGUGUUUUUUCUAUUAUAUUUUAGACUUUUCAAGACUAAGAAUCUUGAUAAUGGGCAAAAUUGUAUAAAAAUGUAGUAAAACAUCUAUAAGCUUAAGGUUAGAAGCAAGAUAUAUCGUUUUAUAAGGCAAAGCUAAAGUGACGAUAAAAAAUAAAAAAAUUUAAUCUCGAAUAUCCAAAAAUCCUAUUUUGACCAAAUGUGUCACACGUUUUCCUUUUUACAAAGAGUCGAAAAAUAUCCAAAAUUUGAAACUCUUCAGUCAAACUUUAUAGGCGAGCUUUAGAAUCUAGACUAGUGAGGAUGAGAGCUAGCACUGUUUUUCUUCAUUAUUUACAAAAGAAAAGGCUAGCCGAAAGUCUUUAUUUUAAAUUUUGACUCCAAAAUAUUCUGGAAAAAUCACAUAAAAUUCAAUUAGAUAAAGGCUCUGAUUUCUAAUGGAAGUUCCAAGACUUUUCUUCCUAUUGUUCACCAUUGAGAGCUUUUAAAGGAAGAAAGACUUACAUAAAAUAAUUUAUCCCAAAAAACCUUAAUUUCUGAUACAAAAGAAGGUUUCAAAACCAUGGAGAUGAAAGUCUAAUAAGAUUU